This is a messenger RNA of Dermacentor albipictus, 3250 nucleotides long. RefSeq names its product brain-specific serine protease 4-like. Lineage: Eukaryota; Metazoa; Arthropoda; Arachnida; Ixodida; Ixodidae. Gene Ontology annotation, molecular function: serine-type endopeptidase activity. The record is from RefSeq and is a predicted model, not a curated record. Gene Ontology annotation, biological process: proteolysis.
UAUGGUGCCCAUGCUUAAAUACACCGCCGAAUCCUGUCAAGACCAGUGGGCCGCGAGAAACUCAAAGGUGCCUUCACCGCCACGGCACAGCGACGACCCCAGACACCCGUUACCGGAACCAAAACGCAAGUCCACAUGCUGUCAGAAGUGCAAGUCCGCCUGCUCGGCGUCUUCGUCUCUGUGUUAUGGCUGCUGGAUGAGCCGCGAGGCACCGCUGCGAUGGGCCCCCAUCGGACCUGCGGCAUUCGGACUGCAAGACGUGCUCGAGUGGUUGGGGGCCAAAUGGCAUAUGACGGAGAAUUCCCCUGGCUGGUUUCCAUACAAUUUGUACCGUCAAUUGGGGAAAAUAAGUGUGGCGGCACUAUCCUGAAUGAACGGUGGAUUCUCACAGCGGCUCACUGCUUUUACGGAUAUCAUAAGUCUAACUUCAUCGUCCGUGUGGCGGAGUAUAACCUUCGUACAAAGGAGCCCCGAACACCCGCCAUGACGUACACCAUCGACAAGUUAAUCAUGCACCCGGACUACCGCAAGGUCAAGAAAUACGACAACGACAUCGCGCUGGUUCGGCUGAGCCUGAAGAUCCGCUACAGCGAGUACGCGCAGCCUGCUUGCCUUCCAAGUCUCACACUGACCGACACAACUGGCAUCAACGUUACUGUCGUUGGCUGGGGGCAAGUGUCCGAGGAUGUCCCUAAGACGCCAGCUGUCCCACUGAAAGCUGUCCUGACCGUCUUUGACAACCAGAUCUGCAACACCUGGCUCCAUAAUCACUCCAUGCGAGUCCUUGACAACCACAUGUGCGCGGGUGUUGAAGAAGGUGGAAAGGACGCUUGCCAUGGCGACUCUGGAGGACCACUCCUUGCGGUGAACGACCGUCGCUACGUGGUUGUGGGCGUGGUGGCAGCAGGGGACGGCUGUGCCCUGCCUAGGACACCUGGCAUCUAUACGCGGGUAACAGCGUUUCUGCCCUGGAUAAUGGACCACAUCUCUCCGGACAGCAGCGACAUUGCCAACAUCGCUAGCCCGGUGCACCGUAGCUUGCUGGUGAUAUUGGCGGCGUGGAGCGCUUUCCUUUCGUGCCCGCUUGCGUCGUACGCUGCUGUUCUUGCUCAACAAGCAAGCUACCAGUGUGGCAGGCAGAUGAUACGUGAUGGGAGAAUCGUGGGUGGACACGAUGCUUACGACGGCGAAUUUCCUUGGGUGGCGUCUCUGCGUCUUUACGGUCAGCAUUUUUGCGGCGGCGCUAUUCUUAACAAGCGCUGGAUUAUCACGGCUGCGCACUGUCUUCGCAGCAAACCACCGCGGCUCUUCAGCGUUCGGCUGGGAGAGUACAGCAUAGGAAAGACGGAGGAAGAUCAUGAACCGCAGGAUAUCCGCCUGGUCCGCUACAUCAUCCACCCACGUUAUUCGCAGCCCAGGCGAUACAACAACGACGUCGCCCUAUUAGAGCUCGCCCAGGAUAUAAAGUUCAACCGCUAUGUCAUUCCCAUCUGUCUUCCGGAAGGGCCGCUACAGCUGAAAGGAAGAUCUGCUACUGUCGCCGGCUGGGGCAACAUCAAGGAUAUCGACAAAGAUUCCUCGGGGGAUGGCUUCGCCGGAGCGAGGAAAGACAUUCUGCAGAAGGUGACCGUGCCCAUCGUUGCCAACGAGGAGUGCAACGGCUGGUACGCCCAGUCGGGCAAGCUGGUGCAUCUUCAAGACACGCAGCUUUGUGCGGGCUUCAAAGAAGGAAAGAAAGACGCCUGCCAGGGUGACUCUGGCGGCCCCCUGAUGUUCUACGACGGCUCCAAGUACGUGCUGAUUGGUGUCAUCUCAGCGGGAUUCGGCUGCGCACGGCCCUUGCUCCCAGGCCUCUACACGAGGGUGUCCGAAUACAAGCCCUGGCUUAACAAGUACAUAAAUUCUUGAAGAGCGGCCCUGUGCUGUGCUAGGAAAUUGCUAUAAAUGUAGCUGCUGCAAGGACACGAACGCAUGAAGUGAUAUGUGUCAUGGAAAUAUAUCGAUCGUGACCGAGCACCCGAACAGUCUGCCUCUGGAUCUUCCACUUCGACAUUUUGGAAGAAGCUUUGGUCCACCUACAACAUGCAUUCGCGACUCUUCUGUGUAGCCUAGUCUCGUACCUCGACCCAGUCGAGCGCUUGCUCGUGUCUGUCGUGGUUGCAUUCAAGCACGUUUCCUGGCUAGAUGUGUGUGUUCUGUUUCAGUCUGCUAAAACUCAUUGUGCAAGAUGAAAAUUUAACACUGCACCAAAGAAACGACCUACGAGAAGUUUUCAAACAUAAAAGGGUAUAGAUGUAAAAGUGUAUAGAUGUAUGCCGCAAUGGGUAUAUAAUUAUGAACGGCAGUACUGGUAGCGACCUCUUGUGAAACUGCGAUUAACCAUAAUGACAUAGGAGCGUUCUCGCAUGGUCAGACUAUGCAACAUUUUCGGCAAAGAAUAUUAUGUCGUUAUUCCUGUGACGCCUAGCGUACGAACAUUUGGAUAGGUGCACUUGUCAGGCACCCCGAUUUUUUUUUUUGAAAUUUUACACAACCUUCAGCAGCACGUUUACGCUGGCACUUGAAUGGAACACUGUGAUAGCAAUGCUAGGUCAGCGCGUUUAGACCCAGUGCAGCUCCGCAAGAUGUCUCCACCAGCAAUGCUGUUUGUUUGUGCACUUUUCGGUGCGUCGGUAUACGUCUACGCUAGCAUCUCACCCUGUGCUAAAACCUGUAACGUUUACGAAACCAUGCUAAUAACUAGUGGACGGAAACAUGUUCUGCUGUUUACAACAACAAGUAACUUCGUCACCGUGCAUUACGAUAAUGAGUAGUGAUAUCGUUAUUUACCUAUAUGAUUCAGGGCUGUAGAAUUGCGAUCAAUUUCGCGCUUUGGAUGGCGCAUUUAGUAAAGACUGAGCAUGUUUAUGUUUAAUUUCUGCUGUCUUUUAAUUUGGCUUCUUUAUCAGGCCGUAAUUUCCUCCGUGAAUUUUUUAAGGGAGAUAACUAAGCUUAAGAUUGCGCGAAGGUUUUCGAGCCUCCUCAGGAGUCAAUCUAGAAGAGCGGACAGUUUUGUUAUAUUUUGACUGUAUGCGUGCCGUUCUUGUUUUGCAUGUUUAAGUGUGUUAUUACGUGCAUGUUUUCAAUCUCUUGUACUUUACCUAGUCACCUAAUCUUGUGAGCCCAGUGACCCGAUCUUGUAAACCAGUGUUGCCUCUCUGUCUACCUUUAUGUGGAAAACGUAAUAAAAUUACAAAUGUCUUUGCUCUGC